Molecule: messenger RNA, 1326 nt
Organism: Paraphaeosphaeria sporulosa
Lineage: Eukaryota; Fungi; Ascomycota; Dothideomycetes; Pleosporales; Didymosphaeriaceae
Product: tyrosine-protein phosphatase 2
Exons: 3
Coding region: 1-1326 (441 amino acids)
Biological process (GO): protein dephosphorylation
Molecular function (GO): protein tyrosine phosphatase activity
Source: RefSeq, a predicted model, not a curated record
AUGGCAUCCUCCCAGUCGUUGCAGGUCCCGCCCUCGCCCUCGUCCUCGAAGCGCUCGCGCAGCAAAGACAGCACCCGCUCUGCAGCCACCUCCCUCGACACGCCCUACUUCACGCCCUCGGCCAGCGCCCCGAGCCUCGUCAUACCCAACCUAGGCGAAACACCACAGAACCUACAGCCCCUCGAGCACGACCCCGCACCAUACCCCGCCUUCUUGAACUUGAGCGCAGACGUACACCAGAAGUUCGUUGAUCUGGAGUGGGAGCAGCGCCAACGCGUGGUGCAAGGCCUGCAACACCAGAAUGGCGACCCCGAGCAGCAGCCUUCGCAGUGGGCCCGGUGCAUCGGCGACGACGUAAGGGACCGAAAUAGAUACCUCAAUGUCGAUCCCUACCAGAGCAAUCGCGUUCGCUUAAAAGUCCCAGACGGGACCAGCGACUACAUCAAUGCCUCGCCCGUGGAGCUCAGAUCGAGUAGUUCGGACAAGGUGCUGAAAUACAUCGCAACGCAGGGCCCCAAAAGCGACACCUACUCGCACUUCUGGCGCAUGAUAUGGCACGAAACCACCACCCCGGCCGUCAUCGUAAUGCUCACCCAGACCCACGAGGCCUCGCGCGAGAAAUGUUACCCAUACUACCCGCAAUCCCUCGAAACCCCGACCAUGCGCCUGAACGCCCAGGACGAAUACGAGGACAGUUUCAUCCACGAGCUCCACCUCGCAAACCUAGAAGAAGACCAGGAAGCUCGCGCCCAGAUCCGCGAACUACACAUGACGUCCGAAGGCAGCGCCGACUCGCGGACGGUAUGGCACCUGCUCUUCGGCGGCUGGCCCGACUUCCUCGUCCCGGAGGGCGCCGACCGCGCGGCCCUCCUCCGCCUGAUCGCCAUGAGCAGGGAGAAAAAUGCAGACAACGCGACAAACCCGCGCAUCGUACACUGCAGCGCCGGCGUCGGCCGCAGCGGGACCUUCAUCGCGCUGGACUGGCUGCUGCAGGAGCUCGACGACGGCAGCCUCGACGAGGUGGCCGACACCGAAGACCCCGUGUUUGGCGUCGUCAGUCGCCUGAGGGAGCAGCGCAUGAUGAUGGUGCAGAGUGAGCCGCAGCUCGCCUUCAUCUACGACGUUAUCCGCGAGCGCUGGCGCGAGAGGUGGAUUAGUCAGCAUGAAGAGGAGGCCGAGAAGAUGGGCGUCACGCGGCGCAGGUCGGACGCUACGCCCGAGGGACCGAGUCUGAAGAGGCAGAAGUCGGGGUAUGGCAGGGAAGGGGACGAGGAUGAGAGGGCGCAGCUGGAGGCUGAGCUGUUCUCGAAUGCGGAGAUGGAGUGA